This is a messenger RNA of Protopterus annectens (West African lungfish), 2191 nucleotides long. RefSeq names its product solute carrier family 38 member 11 (gene SLC38A11). Bases 221 to 1633 code for a protein of 470 amino acids. Gene Ontology annotation, biological process: amino acid transmembrane transport. Gene Ontology annotation, molecular function: amino acid transmembrane transporter activity. NCBI's taxonomy places the organism in Eukaryota, Metazoa, Chordata, Ceratodontiformes, Protopteridae. The record is from RefSeq and is a predicted model, not a curated record. The transcript has 13 exons.
GGACUAGUACAUUAUCAGUUUUUCCCUGCACCAAAACGGUUAAAUUUUGACUGAGCUUUCUCAUGUGAGAGUUCUGCUGACUAGGUUUUCUAGACACUCAGCAAGUUUGUUAUUCUUUUCUUUUGUCGUCUCUUAUAAGGAGCUGUACCUCUCAAGAGAAUCUCUGACAAGGAAAAAACAAAGAAGACUGAAUUACUACCGGGCUUUACACUGUAUAAAAAUGAAACUGGAAAACCAUAUGCAGCAAGGAUGUCAAUUUUUGGAUCAAGAUCCCCAGGUAGUUGAAGUCGAUGACAGGAAAUCAUUAGUUUCCAAAGGGAAGACUGAAGAUGAAAAAAUGAGCAGCAAUCGAUUCUCAGCUAGUUUCAAUGUCAUCAAUUCUAUGAUGGGAUCUGGAAUUAUUGGUUUGCCGUAUUCCUUGAAACAAGCUGGAUUCCCUUUAGGCAUCAUAUUAUUACUGGUUGUUGGAUGCAUUACAGAUUAUUCUAUAAUUCUGCUAAUAAAAGGAGGACAUUUGUCGGGAGCAGACAGUUAUCAGUCACUGGUCAACAGAACAUUUGGAUUUACAGGAUAUGUAGUUCUCUCUGUACUACAAUUUGUAUAUCCCUUUAUUGCUAUGGUAAGCUACAACAUAAUUGCAGGAGAUACUUUAACAAAAGUCUUUCAAAGAAUUCCUGGAGUUGGUCCUAACAGCUUACUGGCAAAUCGAAAGUUUGUUAUCUUGGCCUUCACAAUAUUCCUAACUCUGCCGUUGUCCCUCUUAAGGAAUGUUGCUAAGCUGGGAAAAGUAUCCCUGCUCUCAGUUGUUUUUGCCGUCCUCAUCCUGACUAUAGUUAUCGUGAGACUUGUAACCUUUGGCCCAAGUGUACCAUCAACACAAGAUGCAUGGGCCUUUGCACAGCCCAAUGCGAUACAGGCCAUAGGUGUUGUAGCAUUUGCAUUUGUUUGUCACCACAACAGCUUCCUCAUUUAUGGCUCAUUGAGAGAUCCCAGUCUGAAUAAUUGGUCUUGCAUCACCCAUGUGUCAACAUUUGUUGCUGUUUUCAUCAGCACCCUCUUUGCUGCCUCUGCUUAUGCUACAUUCACAGGAUAUACGCAAGGAGAUAUCUUGGAAAAUUACUGCAAAACUGACGACCUCGCUACAUUAGGAAGGUUCUGCUAUGGGAUGUGCUCAGUACUGUCAUUUCCGAUAGAAUGUUUUGUCACUAGAGAGGUGAUAAUGCACACGUUUUUCAGUGGACCACUGACAACUUUAUCUCAUGCUAUUGUCACAGUGAUGGUUAUAGCUGCAGUGUGUAGCCUAUCUUUAGUGUAUGAUUGCCUUGGUAUUGUUUUGGAGUUAAAUGGCGUCCUCAGUGCUACACCACUCAUCUUUAUAGUUCCUUCUGCAUGUUACCUUAAACUGUCACAGGGACAUUGGUACCAAAUAGACAAGCUUUUUUCUUGUGUAAUUCUCAUAGCUGGUCUACUAAUUAUGACAACUGGCUUGGUGAUGACCAUUUUAAACCCUCAGGGGUGCAGUCAUGGGAAAGAGAUGGCAUACUGCAUGUCAUCAAAUGUUACAGUAGACAAUGGCACUCUACCUUCUUCAUCAGCAAGUCAGUCCUCUAUAUUUACUGGAAAUAUGCUCUAAACAGCUUUUGGCACAAGGAUUAUAUAUCAUAAGGCAAGAAGCAGGCAUUAUGUUGCACAUGUGUCAUAUAGCACAUAUUAUAUUCUGUAAAAUGUCCUUGGGUUACUUCCUAAUUAUUACGUAAAACUGGAUAAUGCAAAUGUCACCAUCUGACAUUAACAGGGACUUAGUAGAUAUGAGAAAAAGAUGAAAACAAUCAAGACGGAAUUAAAAAGAUAUCUUCUUACACCAGCAAACAAAGGAAGAGAUACAUCAGAAACCAUCUAUGCAACUAUGUUAUGUUACAACAAUAUGUUUCUGGGGUCGCAGAAACAUGCCUCUUCUAUUAUGAAAAGUAUAGUAUGUGUUUAUGGCUCAACAAAAGUUUAUGAUGAGCUUUUGUGCUAAAAAGUGGAAAAAUGGGUAAUAGUAGGACACACCUAUGACAGUUGUUGCAGUUUACUCUGAUUUUUAUUUCUUGUUCUUGUCUAAGUACAUUAUGGACUUCCUCAUUUUAGUGUUUUUGUGAGUUUCAUUAAGGCAAGAUGGCAUGAUAAAUAAAUACGACUGUUUUAUUUA